This is a messenger RNA of Oncorhynchus masou masou (cherry salmon), 6264 nucleotides long. RefSeq names its product peroxisome proliferator-activated receptor alpha-like. Lineage: Eukaryota; Metazoa; Chordata; Actinopteri; Salmoniformes; Salmonidae. Gene Ontology annotation, molecular function: nuclear receptor activity; RNA polymerase II cis-regulatory region sequence-specific DNA binding; zinc ion binding. The record is from RefSeq and is a predicted model, not a curated record. Gene Ontology annotation, cellular component: nucleus. Bases 172 to 1611 code for a protein of 479 amino acids. Gene Ontology annotation, biological process: positive regulation of transcription by RNA polymerase II; negative regulation of inflammatory response; cell differentiation. The transcript has 7 exons.
GGGCGAUUUUGACAGCAGCAGAGUUGUUUAGGAGACAAACAAGGACGUGUUGAAGGGGACAAUUCUUUCCCUCCUUGUUCCACUCGAACUCGCAAAGACAGCUUCUCAACGCGCGGAGGUUCCUGACGGGAUGUCGGUUUCCGAUCGGGCUGUCCAUUGUAAGUCUGAUGAAUGAUCCUCCCCCUAGUCCCGUCCCCCGUCAUGGUCGACAUGGAGAGCCACUGCCGGCCUCCGUCCCCCCUGGAGGAUUCGGUGCUGGGCAGCCCGCUGUGUGGGGACUUCAUCGGGGGCAUGGAGGAGCUGCAGGACAUCUCCCAAUCCAUCGAUGGUGAUGCCCACAGCUCCUUUGACGUCCCUGAGUACCAGUCCCAGUCCAGUAACGGCUCUGGCUCUGAAGGAUCCACCAUUCUAGAUGCUCUGACCCCAGCCUCCAGCCCAUCGUCGGGAGUGUAUGGGGCGGUUGCAGGGCAGGAAGAGUUCUCCUCCACCUCACUCAACCUGGAGUGUCGGGUGUGUGCCGACCGCGCCUCCGGAUACCACUAUGGAGUUCACGCCUGUGAGGGCUGCAAGGGUUUCUUUCGGCGGACCAUCCGCCUCAAGCUGGAAUAUGACAAGUGUGAACGCCGAUGUAAGAUCCUGAAGAAGAACCGGAACAAGUGCCAAUACUGCCGCUUCCAGAAGUGCCUGUCUGUGGGCAUGUCCCACAAUGCGAUCCGUUUUGGUCGGAUGCCCCAGUCAGAGAAGCUGAAGCUGAAGGCAGAGAUCCAGACGGGGGACAGGGAGGUGGAGGACCCCGAGCAAGCCGACCAGAAGACCCUGGCCAGGCACAUCUAUGAGGCCUACCUCAAAAACUUCAACAUGAACAAGGCCAAAGCCCGCACCAUCCUCACCGGAAAGACCAGCACUCCACCAUUUGUCAUCCACGACAUGGAUACCCUCCAGCUGGCAGAGCAGACCCUCGUUGCCAAGAUGGUGGGCACGGCUGGGGGACAUCUGCUGGAGAAGGAGGCUGAGGUCCGCAUCUUCCACUGCUGCCAGUGCACCUCCGUGGAGACGGUCACAGAGCUGACUGAGUUCGCCAAGUCUGUCCCCGGCUUCUCCAGCCUGGACCUGAACGACCAGGUGACUCUGCUGAAGUAUGGAGUGUACGAGGCGCUGUUCGCCCUGCUGGCCUCAUGUAUGAACAAGGACGGCCUCCUGGUGGCCUACGGGUCGGGCUUCAUCACCAGGGAGUUUCUCAAGAGUCUGAGGAGGCCCUUCAGCGACAUGAUGGAACCCAAGUUCCAGUUCGCCAUGAAGUUCAACGGGCUGGAGCUGGAUGACAGUGACCUGGCCCUGUUUGUGGCCGCCAUCAUCUGCUGUGGAGACCGUCCCGGCCUGGUGAACGUUGGCCACAUUGAGCGCAUGCAGGAGAACAUUGUUCAGGUGCUGCGGCUCCACCUGCUGGCCAACCACCCAGACGACACCUUCCUCUUCCCCAAGCUGCUGCAGAAACUGUCCGACCUCCGGCAGCUGGUCACUGAGCACGCUCAGUUGGUCCAGGAGAUCAAGAAAACAGAGGACAUGUCACUCCACCCCUUGCUGCAGGAGAUCUACAGAGACAUGUACUGAGACACUGAGCCCAGAAAGGAGGGUGGGGGCUGUGUCACACACCCACCUCACCCUCCAUCUUGGGGACAUGUACUGAGUCUAGAAAGGAGGUUGCUCUCCAUUUUGGGGACACAUGCGUGAACAGUCUCUCUGAAUAGUCCCACCAUGAAAGGAUUGAACCACUGGACCCCCAGAUGCAUCUUUCAGACAGGACCGGUGAGGACAAUAGGACUAUAUUCUGGGCACCUGUAGUGGGGUCCACUAUCCCCACAGGGACCUAUAUGGCCAUAUUACCUUGUGUGGAUGGGCAAUGUGAAGCUGAACUGAGUGUCCUGUUCCAGGGUUUGUCCUAACUAGGUUUAGACACCUUUGUCCAACGUCAGAAAUAAGUACACGGAUCAAAUAAUCAAUUGCUUGUUUAGAUAACAGUGGCUGUGUUUAGACAGGCAGCCCAAUUCUGAUAUUUUUUUCACUAAUUGGUCUUCUGACCAAUCAGAUCAGCUCUGAAAAAGAUCUGAUAUGAAAAGAUCUGAUGUGACUGGUCAAAAGACCAAUUAGUGGGAAAAAGAUCAGAUUUGGGCUGCCUGUCUAAAUGCAGCAUAUGAUUCAGUCAGACUAUAGCCACAAGAGUCCCUGCUAGAGGGCAUCCCUUUCCUAUACGGUACACACAUCUCUGACCUAAUCAGGCCCUUGAGUGAUGAACAGCAGGACGUAUCAACAGAAUCACCACUCCAGCAGUAUCUUCAUAACUAUGUCAUUUUGUAACGAACUUCAGAGUGAGAGAAAAUAAUGAUAAUGUUGCACACCUAUUUUGCAGUAAAGACACCCAAGCGACUUCAAUGCCGAAUACAGAUUUCAGAUGUGAGUGACUGUGUCUCACUGUAAGACAGCUUUUUAGCGAUUGGAUGUUCUCCCCCAGUGAGGUUAUGGGAUUGCAUGGUCAAUAAGGUCCUCAGGAGUGUCUGUCUCUCUCACUGCCGGUGUGUGUGUCUCUCCUAUAUUCAGUUUCCUAACACUGUACCAGGUUACUGUCCCUCAGAUGUGGCUGUAGCGGCUCAAAAUCCAACUCACAGUACAAGUAAAUGUAACAUAUUGCUUAAUUCAUUUGGGGAAACCUCUCCUGUGCGUUUCUAAGCUCUUGCUCCUGCUUAGGCUAUAACUUAUCAUGUCUAAGAAAUUUGGAUUCCUCUGGGGGAAAAAAAUGACUUUAGCUAUAAUUGUUCAUUUAACAUUUGCAUAUUUGCUAAUGUUAUCAUGAAUGAGGCUACAGAGUUUCAGUGCUCCCCAUUUAUCCCACUGAGUUUUUAGUCCUUUGCUCUUUUGGGCAAAGACCCACAGCCUCAGUUGGAGGGACACAUUAUUGGCUGCCACAGGUCUCAGUUGUUCAAACGUCAGUUACUCAUCAGUCAUACUUUGACCGAGAAUUCACUAUGUGCUUUUUAGUGAUGGUUUUCACAUACCUUGCCCUUCAUCUCAUUUUCCUCUCCUAUCUAGACCAAACUCUAACACGGAGGCUUUGUGUACAUUAUAUUCAUUUUAUAAAACCAUGGUGAAGCUCAAUGAUUUCAAAGAUUUUUUCAUUUUCAAUACUUUCACAAACAAAAGUAAACAAACUAGCAUGUCAAUAGUGUUACCCCCACCGUUCAGAACAUGGCUCCAUCAGGACAUUUGUUUGUAAGUGGUUUGAUUUCAUUCAAAACAGACUGAUUUGGAAAUGACCAAUCAGAGAUUCACUGUGUAAAUGCACCCACAACGCAACACUAAAGCACAGUGUGCUUACGAGAUAUGAUAUGAGACUCUUUUAUAUACUGUAAUAUUUGGCACUCCAUCUUGUUUUGUAUACUGGUAUUAAAGGGCUAAUAUGACUUCAAACUAUAUUCAAACCUUAACAAAGGCAGAUUGAGAGCAGAUUUACAGCAUUUUAAGCCAUUAACUAGACAGCCUUCUCUCUCUCUCUCUCUCUCUCUCCCCCCUCUCUCUCUCUCCCCCCUCUCUCUCUCUCUCUCUCUCUCUCUCCCCUCUCUCCCCUCUCUCUCUCUCUCUCUCUCUCUCUCCCCCCUCUCUCUCUCUCUCUCUCUCUCUCUCUCCCCUCUCUCCCCUCUCUCCCCUCUCUCUCUCUCCCCUCUCUCUCUCUCUCCCUCUCAUUACUCCAUAGACUAGGGUUCAGUGGGUAUUUUGAUACUAUUUACACCAGUUUUGUUUAUCUAGUAGAGAUGAAAUACUAAAGCUGCCUCAUCAAACCAGCCAUCCAUCCUUGCCAGAACUGUUGAGAAUGUUUCAAAGACAGAAUGAAAUGAUCUUUCCUGUGUGCAUGCUUUUCUGAUGGAAAGGAUAUACAGUACGUGUGUGUAUUUUCCGUGAGGGAAUGUUGUUUGUUCUUUGCUUACCGUAGCAAAUUCUCAUGAAUCCACAAAUCAAUGUUUUUUAUUGGUGUAAUGGACCUAGCUUCACUCUCUGCACCACGUUCUAUUAAUGCUUUGUACAUAGAUUCAGUGAUUAUGUGAUUGCUUUCCCCAACUAUAACCAGAGGUAUGCAAGAUACUAACUAUUAUUGGGUAUGUUUUGUAUUCCUUUUUGUCUGGUAAAUACAUUUCAAUGUUUUAAAUGGUACAGAAAUGUAGGUAUGUUUUUGAUUAAGCGCUACCUAAUUUGACAAUGUUAUAAUUGAGUUGGAUCAUAUAUAUAUAUGAGUAUAUCAGAAAUUGUUUCGUUGAAUAACUAGGCUGAAAAAUGCAAUGUAAAUAGAAUAGCUAAGUAUCUGGUGAUACAACCAUAGAUGUGAUUCCCACUGGGAACAUUCCUUUGGUUAAUUCCCACACUAGAGAGGGAGGGAGAGAGAGAGGGGGAGUUAACAUGUUCUCUAUGUGCUGUGCUUCGGUGUAGGGAUACUAAAAGCACUCAUAGCAAAUAUCAACACUUGAACGCAAAACCUUUCAUGGGUUAUUGACACUAUUUUCACUCAACAACAUGAUCUGGAUAUAUUAUUCGUCUUGAACAUGCAUAAGUAAAUCAUCAGCGUUAAGACUGAUAAUAAGCUAUCGUGGCACAGAUCCUACAUCAAUACUGCAGGUUUCCUUCUCUGCUAUGGUCUCAGGUGGAAGAUUAGGUAAUAAAGGGGAUGAUUAGGGCGUAAUUUCACUAUUCAGAACAUAAAUGCUCCAUAACUGUCUCAUUAUGUUCUUCAAGCCAAACGGUUUGUUGUUUUUGUGGCCCUACUAUAUCCCCUCUCUGUUCUGAUACAUGUACAGUAUAUAGAACAUUACACACUCAUAACUUGUCCACAAUGAACAGUGAUUUCAUCAGAAAUCAGCUAAAUGCAGUAAACAUGCAGUAUAUUGUUUAUUAGAAACUGAGUGUUUCGAGCCCUGAAUGCUGAUUGGUUGAUAUUUCAGACCAUAUACCACGGGUAUGAUGACAAAACAUGUAUUUUUACUGCCCUAAUUACGUUGGUAACCAGUUUAUAAUAGCAAUAAGACACCUCUGGGGUUUGUGGUAUAUGGCCAAUAUACCACAGCUAAGGGCUGUAUCCAGGCACUCUGCGUUGCGCAUAAGAACAUCCCUAAGCCGUGGUAUAUUGGCCAUAUACCACACCCCCUCUGGCCUUAUUGCUUAAUUAACAUGCUUCCGCUGUAUCAAGCGUUUUACUGGCUUCCCUCCUCACUCGCUGCUGUGUUCUAACUUACUGAAGUAUAAUCAUUAUAAUCAUGUCAUAUGUUAGAUGACUGAAUUUCAAGCUGCCUGUAAUGGCAGUUCUACAAUAUCUAUUGCUCUGGAUUGUCAGACCUCUGCGAAAUGCAACGCUGCUUUAAUCCACUAGAUUCUAGAAUCACAAAGUGAACAGAACACAUUAGGGAUGAAACUCAACCCGUGCCUUAACCUAUGACAUACAACACUAGACACAAUGGAGUAAAGGAAAGCUGCACACAGUUCUGUACAGUUCUGUGUCCUCCUGCCAGAAGCUGCUGGUAUGGAUAUGAUACUACACAGUACAGAGAUACACAACGAGAGGAUAUGGCGUCAUGAUAGAAUAAGGAAGGUUUCAAAAUUGUGAUAGGCAGACAGACCAUUGUUGAAUCUGUGGAACAUAACGACUGUUUGGAAUUACAUUCCUCCACAUUAGAGAGGUUGCUCUCUUGCAAUAGUGUAAAUACAAACAAGAUUAUAUAAUGGUUCAAACACGAGAGGAAAAACCCAGAGGAUAAGUUAUGUGAUUGGUAAAUUGAAGAUGACUGCUACCCUUAAGGAUCUAUAUUGUUUUGUGUUGAAUUGACAAGGGACUUUUGACAAGUAUCAGGGAAAAUAUUGUGUCCCUUAGUUUAUACUAGCUCAGGACAUAGCGAGGUACUGUUCUUUUAUUUUUCAAGUGAGUUUAUAGUGCCCUGCCAUACAGCACACAUAUAAUAAUAAUAAUAAUAAUAAUAAAUACAACUCUGCAGAGAUGAUGAGUGCAGAAGAUAUAGGAAAAGGUUUGUAUUUUGUAGUAAAGAGUUGAUGCAGUGUUUUUAUGGCUAGUGUCAUGCAAAGAGACUGAAGACAGUCUUUUGAUGCUUUGUUUAUGUAUACUGUGGCUUGGUAACAAUAAAGUACAUUUUUGAUGAAUGUUUAUCUAGUAAUUUAAACAACAAAACAAGUUGACUUUGAAUAAAUUCACAAAUAAAAAUUAUUUAAAAAAAA